AUGAACCAGGUGAAAAAUGGCUUGAGAGUUGUAAAUAAUUUUUCGCGAAUAAGAAGGUGUUUCCCAAAAUCCAAAAUUUUGAAAGACACACCUCAAGAAAAAAACAACAUAGGAAGAAGGCCGAAAGAAAGGAAGUACUUCCUAUGCUGCUGGCCCUUCAAGAAAGAAAACAAAAAGAACAAGGGAAUUGAAGCUUUGAUUAGAGAAGAAACUCUGGACUCCCUCAUGCUUGAAAAAAAAUCUCCUCAGACUAAAGAGCUUAAUUCUCCAAUGCCAAAGAUUCCUCCUUGUAUUGGUAUUGUACACGAUGAGCCAUGGAGUGCUUCAAUCGAGAAGAUUCUCGAGAUUAAUUUGAUUGAUAAAGUUCUAGAAUCGACUAGGUAUCCCCUUCACGAGGUCAGGCAAGAGCAUACACAUUCCUCCCCUGCUCCAAGGUCUUCAACCCCUUUUUUGAGAUCCUAA
Messenger RNA from Vicia faba (fava bean), 462 nucleotides. The record is from the annotation of a GenBank genome assembly. Lineage: Eukaryota; Viridiplantae; Streptophyta; Magnoliopsida; Fabales; Fabaceae.